AUGGCUUGGAGGAGGGAAAGGCAGGCACUGAAGGAAAAUCCUCAUUUGGUUUAUCAUCCGCAGCGAAAAAAAUUAUCGAAAAUCCUGAUGAAAGCCGACCAAUCAAAUCUGGCGUUUGAUACAGCACCCAGUACUCCGGCGAGUAAUGGGCGAGCUACACCGAUCACAUUCGCCUCUCCAAAUCCAACCAAAUUGACAUUAACCGGAGCAGCUCCAGGAACGGUCAUACUAACCCCAGCAGUGAACUUGCGAACACCAGCGCAAAAUACAUCACAGACACAGGAAGAACCGACAUAUCACGGAAAACAAAUAAAUUCUUGUCGCGCCGAUAAUCGCAUUGGAAAAGCAUUUCACUUCUAUGGGCCUUUUUCGAGUUCUGUCUUUGUGGAACUCCCUCAUUCGUUAUUUGUUUCACAGAAGCUCUUACCGGAGGAGUGUUGCGCUUUUCACGAAGUGGGACUGGAAAAGAACGAUUCUUCAGCUUGCUUUUUAAGCAGCUCUUUUUGGAAGCCCUGA
Molecule: messenger RNA, 516 nt
Organism: Gongylonema pulchrum
Lineage: Eukaryota; Metazoa; Nematoda; Chromadorea; Rhabditida; Gongylonematidae
Source: the annotation of a GenBank genome assembly